CAAAAGGAGGAAAAGGAGGAAAAGCGUCGUCCACAGUACCAGGACAAGGCAGAGGCGCAGCAUCAGUGGUGUGAUUGUAGUGUUGAAUUUGAUGUAAGCAGCUAGCAAGACCGUAUUUCAAACAUGGUGAAUGUUAUGAAAGGAAUCCUGAUCAAAUGAAUCUGAUUGAUGAGCAAUACGAAAAGGUGUAUUACAAUCAGAAAAGCAGCUUAGAGUAACUUGUCACCAUGGCAUCACGAGAGUCAGGUCGCCAAAAAGAUGCUUCUUCAAGGCGUAUCUUGGAUGAGAGUGCCAGAAGGAGACGAGCCAGAAAAGCAUUAGAGGCACUUGAACAAGACAACUUCCAUGAUGACCCACAUGCAAACUUGGUUAUGAGCAAGAAGGCACCUAAAUUUGAAGAAUCACUUGAUGGUUCCAGAAAUAAAGAUCGAAAGAGAAGAACUAGAAGUUCAGAAUACUUCAAGCAGAGAUUUCGUAAAACCUUCACCAUACUGCUUGAAGAGGAGCAAGCACUAUACCCUGAUGGUCCUAAUUACCUGACAGUUCAAGCCCCAUCUUCAAAAAGGCCUGAACGUCGCUUGUGUGCAGUUUGUGGCUUCCCUGCACCUUACACAUGCAUUCCUUGUGGCUCACGAUACUGCUCCACCAAGUGUCUCUCCACUCAUGAAGAUACACGGUGUCUGAAAUGGACUGCCUAAACAUUUUUUUGUACGAGUAAGUAGUGGUAUCAAGUGGUGAGAUCAUAGAAUGUAUUUUCUUCUAUUCAGAAAGCCAACAUUAGAGUUCACCAAUUCUAGUAACUGGCUCAUAAAUGAUAGGAAGGGUUAUGUCCAGUUGAUAGGGAGAUUGCUGUGGGGAUGACAAACUUACUCCAUUGUGAAUUUUCAUUGUGAAUUUUUGGACAAAAUGCAGUAGGAUCAUCAGUGAUUAUAUUUUUUGUUACAGAAGUAUAUAGUACAUGUAUGCAUGGUAAACUUUUUGCAACAAUAAAUUUAUAGUUUUGAGAAGGUCUUUCACAAUAAAAAGCAUCUCCAUUCAUGUAAGAGGUAAUAUUUUUAAAAAUAAAAUAUGAAUAAACCCA
Scylla paramamosain (green mud crab) is the source of this 1081-nucleotide messenger RNA. Its product is annotated as zinc finger HIT domain-containing protein 1-like. Lineage: Eukaryota; Metazoa; Arthropoda; Malacostraca; Decapoda; Portunidae. The transcript is spliced from 4 exons. The record is from RefSeq and is a predicted model, not a curated record. The coding region runs from base 228 to 698 and encodes 156 amino acids. Gene Ontology annotation, molecular function: nucleosome binding. Gene Ontology annotation, biological process: chromatin remodeling. Gene Ontology annotation, cellular component: Swr1 complex.